GGAUAAUAAUGGUUCCCGAAACGGCAUUGUCGGUUUACGGUGAACACGGGACACAGAAACACGGAUACAGUUCAUCUUGCGUCAGAAAUUAAAACAUGACUGCGGAAACAGAACAGACUCAAAAAGUGCUUCAACCGCAUCUUUCAAAGCAGGACCUUAACUCACUUAAUGUUAGCGUGUUGACACCUCUGACACCUGAAGUUAUCAGCAGACAAGCAACCAUCAAUAUUGGAACUAUAGGACAUGUAGCCCAUGGUAAAUCUACAUUAGUAAAGGCAAUAUCUGGUGUACAGACUGUCAGAUUUAAGAAUGAAAAAGUCAGAAACAUCACCAUCAAAUUAGGAUAUGCUAAUGCAAAGAUAUACAAGUGUGACAAUGAGACCUGUCCACGGCCCGGCUGCUACCGGUCGUGUUCCAGCUCAAAGGAGGACUCGUUCCCUUGUGACAGACUUGGCUGUGCAGGACGGUUCCGCUUACUUAGACACGUCUCAUUUGUGGACUGCCCCGGCCACGACAUUCUCAUGGCCACCAUGUUGAACGGAGCAGCAGUCAUGGACGCAGCAUUAUUACUGAUUGCGGGUAACGAGUCAUGUCCACAGCCCCAGACAUCGGAGCACCUGGCGGCCGUAGAGAUCAUGAAGCUGAAGCACAUUCUGAUCCUGCAGAACAAGAUUGACCUGGUGAAGGAGAGUCAGGCCAAGGAACAGUACGGACAGAUCCUUGCAUUUGUUAAAGGUACAAUAGCCGAAGGUGCACCAGUGAUACCUAUCUCUGCCCAGCUCAAGUACAACAUAGAUGUCGUGUGUGAGUACAUCACCAAGAAAAUACCAGUGCCUGUCAGAGACUUCACCUCCAAACCUAGACUUAUAGUAAUUCGAUCAUUUGAUGUGAACAAGCCUGGCUGUGAGGUGGAUGACCUGAAAGGGGGCGUCGCCGGUGGCAGCAUUCUUACAGGGGUUCUUACGGUUGGCCAAGAGAUCGAGGUGCGACCUGGCAUGGUGUCCAAGGAUCAGGAAGGCAAGCUCACGUGCAAGCCAAUCAAAUCACGCAUCGUGUCGCUGUUUGCUGAACAGAAUGAUCUGCAGUAUGCUGUGCCUGGCGGCCUCAUAGGUGUUGGCACAAAGAUUGACCCGACUCUGUGUCGCGCCGACCGCAUGGUGGGGCAGGUGCUGGGCGCUGUGGGGGCCCUACCUGACAUCUACACGGAGCUCACCAUCUCCUUCUUCCUGCUGCGCAGGCUGCUGGGUGUGAAAACUGAGGGAGACCGCCGUGGUGCCAAGGUGCAAAAGCUGACCAAGAACGAGAUACUGAUGGUGAACAUCGGCUCCCUCUCCACUGGGGGGCGUGUGCUCGCGGUCAAGGCUGACUUGGCCAAGGUGGGGCUCACCAACCCAGUGUGCACUGAAAUUGGAGAGAAGAUCGCAUUGAGUCGUCGUGUAGAGAAACAUUGGAGAUUGAUUGGCUGGGGACAGAUUCGUCAAGGUGUAAAAGUGAAUCCGAUAGAGUGAACAGCGAAAGACAUUUAGGUUUAAGCAUAGUCAAACACAUAUUGUGUUUGUUAUAGCAUCUUCAAAUUAAUAACGUACAUUAAUAUGUGUACAUGUAAGCAAUUUCAGCAAGUACAAAUUCACUCUUCAUAUAAUGGGAGUUACCAGGAUAGAAGUCUUGGAUAUUAAAUAUCAUUUGACAAUUAAAUGUGCAAAUUUUUCAUUAAAACUUGUUUUAAAACAGAUAUGGCAAAUUAUGUUCAACCUGACUUCAAAUACUCAGGUGGAAUUAACAUUUAUCUGUGAAUUUUACUUUGCAAUUGUUGUAAGAAUUUUGGAUGGCUUAUUAAAUAUAUUCAACCAUGA
Messenger RNA from Dreissena polymorpha, 1853 nucleotides. Its product is annotated as eukaryotic translation initiation factor 2 subunit 3, Y-linked-like. Lineage: Eukaryota; Metazoa; Mollusca; Bivalvia; Myida; Dreissenidae. Bases 96 to 1508 code for a protein of 470 amino acids. Gene Ontology annotation, cellular component: eukaryotic translation initiation factor 2 complex; cytosol. The record is from RefSeq and is a predicted model, not a curated record. The transcript has 13 exons. Gene Ontology annotation, biological process: formation of translation preinitiation complex; positive regulation of translational fidelity. Gene Ontology annotation, molecular function: tRNA binding; translation initiation factor activity; GTPase activity.